Molecule: messenger RNA, 934 nt
Organism: Moneuplotes crassus
Lineage: Eukaryota; Ciliophora; Spirotrichea; Euplotida; Euplotidae
Source: the annotation of a GenBank genome assembly
GUAUAAAUUUAAAUUUAAAAAUGAGUAAUAAGAUCCCUCCUUCAGAAGAAACCAAACAUACCAAUAAAAAGAUUCAAUGCAAGACUCCUGGCCACGAAGAUAUUAAAGACAGCUCUAAAGAUAUCUUUAAAAGUAAAUUCGAAAAGUAUGCAAAGCAGAGUCCUCUUUACCCUCUAAAGUUUUAGAGAGCAGGCAAAGAAGGAAUUCGAAGACAGGCGCGCACAACAUUACUUAGAUGAGGUAUCCAAAGGAAUGCAGACCAGAAGACUUGGCCAUGAAGAAAGUAAGGUCCUAGCUUCCAAGUCUGUGAAGAAGCAAAACUAUUGAGAGUCUACUAAUCUCCUUGGAGAGGAUAAGAAAUGUGAUGAUUCUAAAACUAAAAGCUUUAAGUUUUUAACUAUUAAAGGAAAGUAUCUCUCAGAUUUACAAAUGAUGUGAGUUAGUCCUUUCUGUCCGAAGCCAGACUCUGAGCAUACUGCUGAGUCUAAAUGAGUCAGGCCUGCUCCUGCUGAUAUUGUUGAGCAAUUUAGCACAAAGGCUGUAAAGGGAGAAAGUCCAGCGAAGCUUCCUCCAGCACCUCCAAACUCAACUUGCUCUCCGAUGGUGGCUAGUAAGGCUAAGGUAGACCCAGAAUCUUUUGAGGAGAAGAAGUUCAAGCACCUUUCAGAAAGUAGAAACCCAUUUUUGAAGUCUAAGAAGGUCAGUGGAAGUUCUUUUAGCCCUGUAAAACUCAGUGAAAGCAACCUCUCUAAGGUCAGAGAGUUCAGGAACAAGACUAGGGAGGAUUACUCAGUGAAGUCACUUAAAAACAAAUGGUUCAAAAAUAAGAUCCCUGAAGAACUCCUCAGGUCUAAAAGCAAAGAGAAGCUAGGCUCAAUCAGUGGUGAUCAUCAAUAAAUUUUUGGAUUAAAGAAAUUAAAAAUACACUGAUAAA